Messenger RNA from Danio aesculapii, 1225 nucleotides. RefSeq names its product CMRF35-like molecule 2. The transcript has 6 exons. The coding region runs from base 223 to 1170 and encodes 315 amino acids. The record is from RefSeq and is a predicted model, not a curated record. Lineage: Eukaryota; Metazoa; Chordata; Actinopteri; Cypriniformes; Danionidae.
UCUAAUAUUCAGAUUUAUUAUGGACACAGAAGACAAAAGAAGAGGAAGUUUCCAUCUCUUCACUUUCAUCACGAAAACACGACCAGAAACACGCAGGAGAGUUUGAGAAGAGCUGAAUCUACUACUGACAGAAGAUCAGUGAAUAAGAGAGAAGAAUGAAGAUCAUCUGGACUUUCACUCUGCUCAUGAUUCCUGUUUUCUGUUGUAGGUGUGUUGAGCUCCAUGAAUGUGACGGGAUAUUCAGGAGGCGAAGUCACGAUCACAUGCAAAUAUGAUGAAGAAUAUAAGGAAACUGUGAAGUAUUUUUGUAAAGGACAACGGUUUGCAACAUGCUCUGAGCUCAUCAAGACUGAGACUAGUAAAAAAAAAGAUCAGGAGGAUAGAUUCUCCCUGUUUGACAACACAACAGCAGCGGUUUUCACUGUGAUUAUCAGAAAUCUGACAGAACAGGAUUCUGGGACUUAUUACUGUGGAGCUGAUAAACCAAACCAUACAGAUAACUACACUGAAGUGAAUCUGAAGGUUAUAACAGUGAUUGACACAUUAUCAAGUCAUCAAUCAACCACAACUAAACGUACAACGACGCUAAAUUCCAACCCUUCUAAAUCUUAUUUAACAUCGAGUUCACCAUCAAGCUCAAAUGGUUCAUCUCUGAACAUCGGAGUGUCUGUGAUUGUGAUUCUGCUCAUUAUUGGAUUUGUUUCAAGCAUAAUUGUUUUCUGGAAGAGGCGUCAGACUCAAGACUCUAACUCAGCCUCUAUAACUCAUGAAACAGGAAACAGUGAAGCGGUUCCUCAAAUGUCGCACUUUUAUGAAGAAAUCAAUAACGCCAGACCUCAAACUGACUGCAGAACAGCACAAUUACCCACAAUCCCCUCUGCUUCCUGUAGCACGGUUUACGCUACUCAACAAUUACCCAUAAACCCUUCUACUUCCUGUAGCACAGUUUACGCUACUCCACAUCAACCCACAACCCCCUCUGCUCCCAGUAGCACUGUUUAUGCUACUCCACAUCAACCCACAACCCCCUCUGCUCCCAGUAGUAUAGUUUAUUCAACCCCACAAUUUCCCACAAACCCCUCUGCUUCCUGUAGCACAGUUUACGCUACUCCACAUCAACCCAUCAGCUUCCCGUCUGCUUCCUCAAAUGUAGUUCAUACUGCAGAUUAACAGUGCAGACGUUCACAUAAUCCAUUGAUUUGUAAUGCAUUGGGUUGUUUUUCAG